AUGGCUACCAAAGAAGCCAAGGGGAUGCCUGAGGAGCACCCGGUUCAGGUGCCCACCAACUCGAGCAGUGAUCUUCCUCGCGGCUCUAUCAUGGAGGAGGAGACCAUCAAGAGGCCUUGGUACCAUGGCUUUAAGCAGCCUGGCCACGCUCUUCAGAUCAUCACCGCCGCCGUUCUUGCCAUCGCUAUUGGUGUAGUUGUCGCUACCCAGGUUGAUGAGAUCCCUGAGACUGCCAUCACACUCCUGGGUAUUAUUGGUAACCUCUGGUUGAGAGCCCUCAAGGCAGUCGUCCUUCCACUGAUCGUCUGUUCCAUGUUGCUUGCUGUCACCAGACUUCGACAAAUGUCUAACGGAGGUUCGCUGCUUGCAAAAUGGACUGUGGGAUACUACAUCAUCACCACCCUCCUUUCCAUCACGGUCUCUUGUAUCAUGCAGGGUCUUGUCUGGUCCAAGCAAUACACCGUGGUCGAUAACACGCCUUUGGAUGAGAAUGACAAGUCUCUUCCCAAUACCGAAGAGCGCCCAGUCGCUAUUGUCGUCCGAGACAUGUUCUACUCUUUCAUUCCCGCAAACAUCGUGGCUGCCUUGGCGAACGAUGAGCUUCUCGCCAUCAUCAUUGUUGCCAUUAUUGUUGGAUAUCUCAUCGAGUCCCCUCAUUCGCCCAUCAUCCGAGUCGCCGAAGAGAUCGAGCGCAUGAUCACCAAAGUCAUCAACUUCCUCAUUGCAGUGGCUCCCAUUGGUGUCUUCUUCCUUAUUCUGCCCAACUUGAUGAAGCUCGACAUUGGUGAGAUCGGCUCAAACUUGGGUAUUCUCAUUGGCGCCACCUUGUCCACCAUGCUCAUCCACAUCUUGGUCGUUGUGCCCAUCAUCUUCUUCGCCUUCACUCGAAUGAACGCCUAUUCCUAUUGGAUCAAGAUCUCCCCGGCUUGGAUCACGGCUUGGGGAUCGGCUUCAUCUGCUGCCACUCUUUCGGUCACCCUUCGAUGCGCCAAGGAGCGUGGUAUCCCUGCCAUCAUCUACAAGUUUGCUUGUCCCCUUGGUUGCCUGAUUAACAUGGACGGUACUGCCAUCUACCUCCCUGCUGCGUGUGUUUUCCUGGCCUCAACCCAAGGCAUAACCCUGGCACCCACCGCAUAUGUCAUUGUUGCUCUUCUGUCGACCUUGGCUUCGAUUGGUGUCUCUCCCAUCCCCUCUGCUUCGCUCGUACUCCUGAUCAUGAUUGCCCGCUCGGUCAACGUUGAGAUCACUGGAAUGUACGCUGUCAUUGUCGCCAUCGACUGGCUCCUCGACCGUUUCCGUACUGCGAUCAACGUUUCUGGCGAUUUGUUCGCUGUCAUGAUCAUUUACAAGCAGACCGGAAUCGAGGAUCCCCUAGAGGUUAUCGAGCAGACCGCCCAGGAGACUGAUGCGGCAGAGAAGGAUGCGGCCAACCGGGUCUAA
Fusarium venenatum is the source of this 1440-nucleotide messenger RNA. RefSeq names its product Sodium:dicarboxylate symporter. Lineage: Eukaryota; Fungi; Ascomycota; Sordariomycetes; Hypocreales; Nectriaceae. Gene Ontology annotation, cellular component: plasma membrane. Gene Ontology annotation, molecular function: L-glutamate transmembrane transporter activity; glutamate:sodium symporter activity; neutral L-amino acid transmembrane transporter activity. Gene Ontology annotation, biological process: L-glutamate transmembrane transport. The record is from RefSeq and is a predicted model, not a curated record.